Molecule: messenger RNA, 1531 nt
Organism: Physeter macrocephalus (sperm whale)
Lineage: Eukaryota; Metazoa; Chordata; Mammalia; Artiodactyla; Physeteridae
Gene: PUF60
Product: poly(U) binding splicing factor 60
Exons: 8
Coding region: 22-1404 (460 amino acids)
Biological process (GO): regulation of alternative mRNA splicing, via spliceosome; alternative mRNA splicing, via spliceosome; mRNA splice site recognition
Cellular component (GO): precatalytic spliceosome; catalytic step 2 spliceosome
Molecular function (GO): RNA binding
Source: RefSeq, a predicted model, not a curated record
UCUGUCUUUACUGUCUUUCAGAUGGCAGCAGUGACAAUGGGCUUUGGAGAUCCUCUCUCACCUUUGCAAUCGAUGGCAGCUCAGCGACAGCGGGCACUGGCCAUCAUGUGCCGGGUCUACGUGGGCUCCAUCUACUACGAGCUGGGGGAGGACACCAUUCGCCAGGCCUUUGCCCCCUUUGGACCCAUCAAGAGCAUUGACAUGUCCUGGGACUCUGUCACCAUGAAGCACAAGGGCUUUGCAUUUGUGGAGUACGAGGUCCCAGAGGCCGCCCAGCUGGCCUUGGAGCAGAUGAACUCCGUGAUGCUGGGAGGCAGGAACAUCAAGGUGGGCAGACCCAGCAACAUAGGGCAGGCCCAGCCCAUCAUAGACCAGCUGGCCGAGGAGGCGCGAGCCUUCAACCGCAUCUACGUGGCUUCUGUGCACCAGGACCUCUCGGACGACGACAUCAAGAGUGUGUUUGAGGCCUUCGGCAAGAUCAAAUCUUGCACCCUGGCUCGGGACCCCACGACUGGCAAGCACAAGGGCUAUGGCUUCAUUGAAUAUGAGAAGGCCCAGUCGUCCCAGGAUGCCGUGUCUUCCAUGAACCUUUUUGACCUGGGUGGCCAGUACUUGCGGGUGGGCAAGGCUGUCACACCCCCUAUGCCCCUGCUUACACCUGCCACACCGGGAGGCCUACCGCCUGCUGCUGCUGUGGCCGCAGCUGCAGCCACAGCCAAGAUUACGGCUCAGGAAGCAGUGGCUGGAGCAGCGGUACUGGGUACUCUAGCCACACCUGGACUGGUGUCCCCUGCCCUGACUCUGGCCCAGCCCCUGGGGGCUCUACCCCAGGCUGUCAUGGCUGCCCAGGCCCCGGGAGUUAUCACAGGUGUGACCCCGGCCCGGCCUCCCAUUCCGGUCACCAUCCCCUCUGUGGGAGUGGUGAACCCCAUCCUGGCCAGCCCUCCGACACUCGGUCUCCUGGAGCCCAAGAAAGAGAAGGAGGAGGAGGAGCUGUUUCCUGAGUCCGAGCGGCCGGAGAUGCUGAGUGAGCAGGAGCACAUGAGCAUCUCUGGCAGCAGCGCCCGCCACAUGGUGAUGCAGAAGCUCCUCCGCAAGCAGGAGUCCACAGUGAUGGUUCUGCGCAACAUGGUGGACCCCAAGGACAUCGAUGACGACCUGGAGGGGGAGGUGACCGAGGAGUGUGGCAAGUUUGGUGCUGUCAACCGUGUCAUCAUCUACCAGGAGAAGCAGGGCGAGGAGGAGGAUGCAGAGAUCAUUGUCAAGAUUUUUGUGGAGUUUUCCGUAGCCUCUGAGACUCACAAGGCCAUCCAGGCCCUCAAUGGGCGCUGGUUUGCUGGCCGCAAGGUGGUGGCUGAAGUGUAUGACCAGGAGCGUUUUGAUAACAGUGACCUCUCCGCGUGACCUCAGACCCAUUCCCUGGACUUGCACUUUUCUCCUCGUUUCCUCUGGGUUUUAUAGAGUGAUUCGGUGGUAUCUUGCGCCCAGCCGCCCAGCCUGUGGAUAAAGGUGCAGAUGCUGCUGGCCCUGA